UACCAUAUUUAAGCUAUGAGUCAGAAAAGACAAUCUUCAACAUUUGACAUAAGUUCACAUAAAGAAAUGCAGUCACAAAUGCUGAUAAAUUCUUGCUUGAUUUUCAAGUGUUACCAGAAGUUGCUUACUGUCAUGAUAGUUUUUUCUUCCUUGUUUAACUGCGUAGUUACUGUAACUACCAACUACCUAUUAUUCCCUAUGUGCCCUAUUCAAAGCAGUGCACUAUAUAGGGAAUAGGAUGCCAUUUGGGAUGCCAGCUGACAGAGAAAACAUUAUUAAAGAGAAACUCAGUUGAUGAGGAGCUCACCGAAGCCUGAACACCGAGGAAGACAAGCAGCAACCAUUUUGAGGGAAUACCAAAACAGCAAUGGAACUUGGGGUGUUUCUCAUCAUCAUUUUCUCAGUAAUAGGCAGCCUCUGCUCUGUAACAAGCACAACCACAGAUCCUAAUAUGACAACCACAACUGAGGCUCCUACUACAGCAACAACUGCAGCUCCUACUACAACAACCACAGAUCCUUCUACAACUACAACUGCAGCUCCUACUACAACAACCACAGAUCCUUCUACAACCACAACUGUAGCUCCUACUCCAACAACCACACUUCCUGCUAUAACAACUACAACCACAGCUCCUACUACAACAACCGCAGCUCCUACUACAACAACUGCAGCUCCUAGUACAACAACCACUGCAACUCCUACUACGACAACCACUGAAGCUCCUACUACGACAACAACUGAAGCUCCUACUACGACAACAACUGAAGCUCCUACUACGACAACAACUGAAGCUCCUACUACGACAACAACUGAAGCUCCUACUACGACAACAACUGCAGCUCCUACUACGACAACAACUGCAGCUCCUAGUACAACAACUGCAGCUCCUAGUACAACAACAACUGCAUCUCCUACUGCGACAACAACUGCAGCUCCUAGUACAACAACUGCAGCUCCUACUCCUAGUACAACAACAACUGCAGCUCCUACUACGACAACAACUGCAGCUCCUACUACGACAACAACUGCAGCUCCUAGUACAACAACCAGUGCAGCUCCUAGUACAACAACAACUGCAGCUCCUAGUACGACAACAUUUGCAGCUCCUAGUACAACAACCACUGCAGCUCCUAGUACAACAACAAUUGCUGCUUCUACUACGACAACCACUGCAGCUCCUACUACGACAACAACUGCAGAUCCUACUACGACAACAACUGCAGAUCCUAGUACAACAACAACUGCAGCUCCUAGUACAACAACCACCACAGCUCCUAGUACAACAACUGCAACUCCUAGUACAACAACUGCAGAUCCUACUACGACAACAACUGCAGCUCCUAGUUCAACAACCACAGCUCCUAGUACAACAACCACCACAGCUCUUAGUACAACAACCACUGCAGCUCCUAGUACAACAACAACUGCAACUCCUACUACGACAACAAUUGCAGAUACUAGUGCAACAACAACUGCAGCUCUUGGUACAACAACCACUGCAGCUCCUAGUACAACAACCACUGCUGCUCCUACUACGACAACCACUGCAGCUCCUACUACGACAACAACUUACAACUACAAUUGCAGCUCCUACUACAACAACCACAGUUCCUUCUACAACUACAACAACAGAUCCUGCUACAAUAACCACAACUGCAGCUCCUACUCCAACAACCACACUUACUGCUAUGACAACCACAACCUCAGCUCCUACUACAACAACUGCAGCUCCUAG
Messenger RNA from Oncorhynchus mykiss (rainbow trout), 1738 nucleotides. The record is from RefSeq and is a predicted model, not a curated record. Lineage: Eukaryota; Metazoa; Chordata; Actinopteri; Salmoniformes; Salmonidae.